Molecule: messenger RNA, 1737 nt
Organism: Hylaeus volcanicus
Lineage: Eukaryota; Metazoa; Arthropoda; Insecta; Hymenoptera; Colletidae
Product: serine/threonine-protein phosphatase 2A regulatory subunit B'' subunit gamma-like
Exons: 7
Coding region: 212-1555 (447 amino acids)
Biological process (GO): positive regulation of B cell differentiation; microtubule cytoskeleton organization; cortical cytoskeleton organization
Cellular component (GO): centrosome; spindle
Source: RefSeq, a predicted model, not a curated record
AUCAUAUCGUGUAAUAUUUAUAUGUACUUAAUUUUCUAAAUAAAUAAACUUACUUGCAAAUUCGUUCUAUGUGAUGCAAUAUACAUACUCUGUAUUAUACUUUUACGCUAUAGUUUGGAGAAAAAAUCAGCUGGAUCGUUAUAAAGCGCGUUUGUGUUUGUAUUGUGACUAUAUUUAACCUUAGUUACAAGUAAUUCAAAACUGAACGUAAAUGGAGUUAGAAACGAUACUUGAAAAAUGUGCUGUAAUAAAUAAAUCAGAAGAAAAACUAGAAGAAAAUGAAGAAAAAGAAGACCAAUAUUUUCAAAAAAUAUAUGAACAAUGGAAGGGCGCCAAAGCUAAAGAUAAGGAUUUAACUUACAAAGUGAUUCCCAAAUUUUAUUUCAAGUUACCAAAAGAAGAUGAGAUUUUACCACAAAAAUUACGUGAAGAAACAAGAGCAUUAUUUUUGCAAAGAAGAUCCCGACAACUACUAGACAAUAAUGAACUUAAAGCAUUAUGGGUAUUAUUAGAUAAACAUCAUAGUCCACCUUUAUCAGGUGAUGAACAGCUGAUUAAUUAUGAAGAUUUCAAGAAAGUAGGUAAAUUAGCAGGUGCAAAAUGCAGUCCAUAUUUUACUGCAGUUGUAUUCGCUAAAUUGCAACAAGGCGAUCCUCAUGGUAGAAUCAGUAUAAUGGCAUUAUUUAAUUAUGUUAUGAGAAAAGUCUGGUUGCAUCAAACAAGAAUUGGUCUUUCUUUGUAUGAUGUUACAGGUCAGGGAUAUCUUAGGGAAUCCGAUUUAGAAAACUAUAUUUUAGAAUUAAUACCAACUCUACCACAACUAGAAGGGCUAGAGAAAUCCUUUCAUUCAUUUUAUGUUUGUACAGCAGUGAGGAAGUUCCUAUUUUUUCUUGAUCCCCUCAGAACUGGCAGAGUUAGAAUACAAGAUAUUUUGGCAUGUAGUUUUCUUGACGAUCUCUUAGAAUUGAGGGAUGAAGAUUUACCUAAAGACUUGCAAGAAGCAAAUUGGUUUUCAGCCCCAUCUGCUCUUAAAGUUUAUGGACAGUAUCUUAAUCUUGAUAGAGAUCAUAAUGGGAUGCUUAAUAAAGAAGAACUUGCGGGAUAUGGCACAGGAACCUUAACUGGGGUAUUUCUCGAGAGGGUAUUUCAAGAAUGUUUAACUUAUGAGGGAGAAAUGGAUUACAAAACAUAUCUUGAUUUUGUUUUAGCAUUAGAAAAUCGUCACGAACCGCAAAGCCUACACUAUUUAUUUAGAAUUCUUGAUAUUAAUAAUCGCGGUUAUCUAGAUACUUUUUGUCUUAAUUAUUUUUUCAGAGCUAUACAAGAACAAAUGACGAUGCAUGGUCAAGAACCAGUGACUUUCGAAGAUGUUAAAGACGAAAUAUUUGAUAUGGUAAAACCAGCAGAUCCCUGUAAAAUUACAUUGCAAGAUUUAUUAUCUUGCGGUCAGGGCGACACAAUGGUUAGUAUUUUGAUAGAGUUCCAUGGCUUUUGGGCUUAUGAAAAUCGCGAGGCCAUGGCAGCUGAUACUGGCGAUGAAUCAUCCCAUGUUUGAAAAAUAAACGGACAGGAAAUAUGAUACAUUCCUGCGAUUGCUCAGAUAACCUCUGACAUGCUUGACAAUUUGUAACAGUAUUUUUCAAAGAGAGCAUUUUUUAAAUAUUGACUACGAUAUAUGAAAUUGUAUGAAAUAAUAUUCGAAAUAUUAAUUUUUUAAUAAAAAUAUGUAUAAUGACA